GCUGCUGGUCCACGGCGCGCUCAACCCGACGGCCUCGAUGCGGCGCUGCUGCGACUCGUCUCCUCCAACGCGGCGGAGCGGCGCCACGCGCAGCGCUGCGUUGACUACCUGCUGCUCUUCCUGUCCAAACCACCAGCGCUGCAGCGCCUGUGGGACGAACCGCAACGCUGGCAAAGCCUGCUGGGAAACGAAGUGUUUAGCUGGCUGUGCGGUCUGUCCCCGCCCCCCCUCUUGCUGCAGGCGCUCAGGUGUCUGGCCCGGUCCGGCCCAGAUCAGAUCACCGCCCUGCCCCACUUCCUGCAGCUGCACAGCUGGCAGUGACAUCAUCUGUCACUAUGGCAACACAUG
This is a messenger RNA of Micropterus salmoides (largemouth bass), 348 nucleotides long. Its product is annotated as ankyrin repeat domain-containing protein 9-like. The transcript has a single exon. NCBI's taxonomy places the organism in Eukaryota, Metazoa, Chordata, Actinopteri, Centrarchiformes, Centrarchidae. The annotation marks the transcript as partial. The record is from RefSeq and is a predicted model, not a curated record.